UCGGACAUGGGCGACGUUUCGGAGCGCAAACAAAUUCUCAAGAAACUUAAGUGCAAGUCCUUCAAGUGGUACCUGGACAACAUCUACCCCGAGAUGUUCAUCCCGAGUGAAUCAUUAGCCUCUGGCGAGGUAAGGGCUGCAAAUGUUAUUAUUCCAAAUCGGAAGACAACGUUUUUGCUUAUUGGUUUUUAUCUUUUCAUCUGCGCUCCAUAUUGUGACUGUUUAUACGUUUAG
Molecule: messenger RNA, 234 nt
Organism: Dibothriocephalus latus
Lineage: Eukaryota; Metazoa; Platyhelminthes; Cestoda; Diphyllobothriidea; Diphyllobothriidae
Source: the annotation of a GenBank genome assembly